Molecule: messenger RNA, 1097 nt
Organism: Lacerta agilis (Sand lizard)
Lineage: Eukaryota; Metazoa; Chordata; Lepidosauria; Squamata; Lacertidae
Product: parapinopsin-like
Exons: 4
Coding region: 1-1038 (345 amino acids)
Biological process (GO): visual perception; G protein-coupled receptor signaling pathway
Cellular component (GO): photoreceptor outer segment; membrane
Molecular function (GO): G protein-coupled receptor activity
Source: RefSeq, a predicted model, not a curated record
AUGGAUUCACUGGACACCAAUCCCUUGUCAGCGAAUGUCAGCACAGGAAGAGUGGUCUUGAUGCCUCGUAUUGGUUACACUAUAAUUGCAAUUAUCAUGGCAAUAUCUUGCACUUUAUCAGUAAUUCUGAAUACAACCGUUAUUGCUGUAACUAUUAAGUACAGACAGCUUCGUCAGCCAAUUAACUAUUCCCUGGUCAAUUUAGCCAUAGCAGAUCUUGGAGCAGCCUUGUUGGGAGGAACUCUGAACGUAGAAACAAAUGCUGUUGGGUAUUACAACCUGGGUAGAGUUGGCUGUGUCACCGAAGGUUUUUCUAUGGCAUUUUUUGGCAUUGUGGCUUUAUGCACCAUAGCAGUGAUAGCUAUAGACCGUGCGAUUGUGAUCGGCAAGCCUAUGGGAACACUUACUUUUACCACCAGGAAAGCCAUGAUUGGAGUUGCUGCGUCCUGGGUCUGGUCUCUUGUUUGGAACACUCCCCCUCUUUUUGGUUGGGGAGGAUACCAGAUGGAAGGCGUCAUGACCUCCUGUGCUCCAGAUUGGUACAACAGUGACCCUAUUAAUGUUUCCUAUAUUGUCUGCUACUUUCUAUUCUGCUUCACAAUUCCAUUCGCUGCCAUCUUGGUUUCCUAUGGAUAUCUACUAUGGACUCUGCGCCAGGUUGCUAAAGUUGGAGUAGCUCAACGAGGCUCAACAACUAAAGCGGAAGCUCAAGUGUCACGGAUGGUGAUAGUCAUGGUGAUGGCAUUCUUGAUCUGCUGGCUUCCUUACGCAACUUUUGCCCUGGUGGUUGUGGGUAAUCCUCAAAUCUACAUUAAUCCUAUUAUAGCCACCAUUCCUAUGUACCUGGCAAAAAGCAGCACGUUCUAUAAUCCAAUCAUCUACAUUUUUAUGAACAAGCAGUUCCGCGAUUGUCUUAUUAGGUGUCUCCUGUGUGGAAAAAAUCCAUGUGCUUCCGAUCAAGCGGAUGAAACUGAUCUAGAAGUUUCUACUGUUGCCCCUGCUUCCUCUUCAAGAUGUGGCAAAGUUUCUCCACAGUAGUACACAAUUCAAUAUAUGUAUUUUUAUUGACUUACAGUAGAGCGCUCUGCAUGUUUCCU